CUUGGCGGUCCAGGCUACCUUUUUCACACCACUUCACAGCCCUUGGUUUGUCGUUUCAGUUUCCCUUUGACUAUCUCAUCUCCUCCUUCUUCUUUAUUCAACACACCAAAACCACAUCUCCCACCCUUUUCUCGCCGGAUUUGACCCUCCGAUAGCCUUAUUCCGAUGGAUUCGGAGCAGUACCUGCAACUGUUCGUGGAAGAGAGCAACUUUUACAAUCACAUUGUACUCGGAACCUUACUCCCUGCCAGAGUUUGGGAGCCUCUUCCCCACUUCUUCCAGUCUUGGCUUCGUAACUAUAUAGGAGGCGUGCUUCUCUACCUUCUUUCCGGAUUCCUCUGGUGCUUCUACAUUUACUACUUGAAGCGCAAUGUUUACCUUCCCAGAGAUGCCAUUCCCUCGAACAAGGCCAUGCUCUUGCAAAUAUAUGUGGCCAUGAAGGCCAUGCCAUGGUAUUGUGCUCUUCCAUCCAUUUCAGAGUACAUGAUUGAAAAUGGCUGGACUAGGUGUUUCUCGAGAAUAAAUGACAUCGGUUGGCUUGGAUACUUCAUUUAUUUAGCAGCUUAUCUUGUAAUUGUGGAGUUUGGAAUUUAUUGGAUGCACAGAGAAUUGCACGACAUAAAACCCCUCUACAAAUAUCUUCAUGCUACCCAUCACAUAUACAACAAGCAGAAUACUCUGUCUCCAUUUGCUGGUUUGGCUUUCCACCCAUUGGAUGGGAUACUACAGGCUGUACCACAUGUGAUAGCACUUUUUAUAGUACCAGUACAGUUGACUACGCACUUAGGUUUGUUGUUUAUUGAGGCUAUAUGGACAGCAAACAUUCACGACUGCAUCCAUGGGAAGUUGUGGCCUAUUAUGGGUGCUGGCUUCCACACCAUUCACCACACAACGUAUCGACAUAACUACGGCCACUAUACCGUGUGGAUGGAUUGGAUGUUCGGAACGCUUCGUGACCCUCUCGAUGAUGGAUCCAAGAAGGAAAUCUGAUUCACUUGCCUUGCUCAUCCUUCCCAUUUUCAGCCAUUUUAAAAAUUUUGGUUGGACUGUUUUUAAUGCAUGUAGCAUUUGUGUAAAUUAUGUUUGUGAAUUGCUAAAACAAAAAAAACAAAAACAAAAAAACAAAAACAGAGAAGGGAUUUUUAGGUGGAUAUUUUUCAGUUUAUAUUUGUGCAGUAGUUUGACAAUAAAAUUUGAGUUUUUAGCGGCUAAACUUUCUCAA
Messenger RNA from Cannabis sativa, 1222 nucleotides. Its product is annotated as delta(7)-sterol-C5(6)-desaturase. Bases 166 to 990 code for a protein of 274 amino acids. Gene Ontology annotation, molecular function: oxidoreductase activity; iron ion binding. The transcript has 3 exons. NCBI's taxonomy places the organism in Eukaryota, Viridiplantae, Streptophyta, Magnoliopsida, Rosales, Cannabaceae. The record is from RefSeq and is a predicted model, not a curated record. Gene Ontology annotation, biological process: lipid biosynthetic process.